Molecule: messenger RNA, 1158 nt
Organism: Aphidius gifuensis
Lineage: Eukaryota; Metazoa; Arthropoda; Insecta; Hymenoptera; Braconidae
Product: odorant receptor 9a-like
Exons: 5
Coding region: 1-1158 (385 amino acids)
Biological process (GO): sensory perception of smell; detection of chemical stimulus involved in sensory perception of smell
Cellular component (GO): plasma membrane
Molecular function (GO): odorant binding; olfactory receptor activity
Source: RefSeq, a predicted model, not a curated record
AUGUCACUUUUGUCAUACAGUAUUAUUAUGCUACGUGUCUUAGGACUGUGGUAUCCAGAUGAUGAUAAUAUAUCUAAAUGGAAAAAGAGAAUUUAUAUGAUUUAUACAUUUUUAUUAUUUUUAAUUAUGUAUACAUUUACAUUAUCACAAAUAAUAGCAUUGUCCAGUUGUAUGAAUGAUGCAAAUGAAUUUACAAAUGCAACAUUUAUGUCAUUGACAAUGUUAGCUGCAUGUGUUAAAAUGUGGAAUAUGAUAACUCAUCGUAAAACUAUUUAUAAUAUGAUUAAAAUUUUGGAAAAUAAUACAUUUAAAAUACGUGAUGAUCAUGAGUUGAAAAUACAAAAUGAACAACACCGUCGAAUUAAAAUAUUUACAAUUGUGUACGGGUUAUUAAUUGAGUCAACAGUAUCAAGUUUUACAAGAGCUUCAAUUAUUCGUGAUAUACCAGAACGAGAUUUACCUUUUAAAGCUUUGUUACCUUACAGUUUGUCAUCAUCAUUUGCUUACUGGUUUUCGUAUAUUCAUCAAACUAUUGCUCACUACUAUGGUGCAAGUAUUAAUGCAGCAAUUGAUGCUCAUUUUGCUUCUUCAUUGAUAGCAACUUGUGGUCAAAUUAAAAUUUUAAAAUAUCGUUUUCAAUCAAUGCAUCAAAUAAUUGAAAAAAUCAAGAUACUAAAUAAUGAAAGUAGAGAAAAAUUGAAAAAAAAACUUUUAAUUGGUUGCGAGAUACAUCACUUGGCUAUUUAUCAAUUUGCAAAAACAACAAAUAAUACGUUUAAAAUUCCAAUAUUUAUUCAAUACUUUGCAAGUGCUUUGGUGCUGUGUGUUAGUACAUUCAGUUUGUCGCAAAUAGAACCAUUAAGUACAGAAUUCAUAUCAUUAUUUAUGUAUUUAAUUUGUGUAUUAACUCAAAUAUACAUAUACUGUGAUUGUGCCACCGAUGUCUAUUUCGAGUCUGAUAGUAUUAGUACUAGUAUUUAUAAAUCUAAUUGGACAUCACUUUCUGUAUCUAAUCAAAAAAGCUUAAUAAUAAUUAUGGCACGUACUCUGAAACCAAUUAAAUAUACAAGUGGAUACAUUGAACUGUCUCUUACUUCUUUUAACAAUCUUUUAAAAAUGUCUUAUUCUAUAUAUAAUGUACUCAAAAAACCAGGAUAA